AUGUCCUCUGGGAUGGCAAAACGGGAGGCCGAGAGCACCAGCCCUGUGGUGCGUCAGAUAGACAAGCAGUUCCUGGUCUGUAGCAUCUGUUUGGAUCACUACUGCAACCCCAAGGUGCUGCCCUGUCUGCACACCUUCUGUGAAAGUUGUCUCCAGAAUUACAUUCCUCCUGAGUCCCUGACGCUCUCGUGUCCAGUGUGUCGGCAGACAUCCAUUCUUCCAGAGAAAGGAGUGUGUGCUUUACAGAACAACUUCUUCAUCACUAAUCUAAUGGAGGUCCUCCAACGUGAGCCAGAGUGCUCCCGGCCAGAGGCCUGCAGCGUUUUGGAGUCGGUCAGUGCGGCAGCAGCAGGGAAGCCCCUGUGCUGUCCAAACCACGAGGGAAAGGUGAUGGAGUUUUAUUGCGAGUCAUGUGAGACCGCCAUGUGUUUGGACUGUACAGAGGGCGAGCACAGGGAGCAUGUGACUGUUCCUCUGCGGGAUGUGGUGGAACAGCACAAGACUGCGCUCAAGACGCAACUGGAAGCCAUACGCAGCAGGCUCCCUCAGCUCACAGCAGCCAUUGAGCUGGUGAGUGAGAUUUCUCGACAGCUGAAUGAAAGGAAGUGUGAGGCAGUGGCAGAGAUUACCAGCACGUUCGAGGAGCUGGAACGGGUGUUGCAUCAGCGCAAGACAGCCCUCAUAACAGACCUGGAGAACAUCUGCAGCACAAAGCAGAAGGUCCUACAGGCCCAGCUUUCAUCUCUCCUCCAGGGGAAGGAACACAUCCAGAGCAGUUGCAACUUCACCGAGCAGGCUCUCAGCCAUGGUAAUGCGACCGAGGUGCUGCUAGUUCAGAAACAGAUGAGUGAGCGGGUAACAGCUUUGGCCAGACACGACUUCCCAGAAAAGCCACAUCAGAAUGCACACCUGGAUUGUCAGGUGGAGACAGAUGGUUUGCGGCGCUCCAUCCAAAACCUGGGAGUUCUCCUCACCACAGCAGCUGUGGCUCACACCUCCGUCGCCACAGGAGAAGGCCUCCGCCACACUGUAACUGGCCAGCACAUCACCAUCACCGUGACAACAAAAGACAAAGAUGGGGAGUUGGUGCGGACAGGAAAUGCUGUUUUAAAAGCAGAGAUAACGUCAGCCGAUGGCAGCCGGGCUACAGAAACGGAGAUAACGGACAAUAAGAAUGGGACGUAUGAGGUGGGCUACACGUUACGCUCUGAGGGAGAGUACUCCUUUGCGCUGCUGCUGUAUGGACAGCCGAUACGCGGCAGCCCGUUCCGCCUGCGGGCGGUCAAGCCCUCAGAUGUGCCGCAUUCUCCAGAUGAUGUGAAGAGGAGGGUCAAAUCCCCCAGCGGGACGGGGGGUCACAUACGUCAGAAAGCAGUGCGACGUCCUUCCAGCAUGUACAGCACCACAAAGAAAAAGGAGAAUCCCAUUGAGGAUGAGCUUAUCUACAGAGUAGGUACCCGGGGAAGAGACAAAGGUGAGUUUACAAACCUGCAAGGGAUCUCAGCCUCCGGUAACGGAAGAGUGGUGGUGGCUGACAGCAACAACCAGUGCAUACAGGUAUUCUCCAAUGAUGGCCAGUUCAAAAUGCGCUUUGGGGUCAGGGGUCGGUCUCCUGGACAGUUGCAAAGACCAACUGGUGUCACUGUGGACAUGAAUGGGGACAUUGUAGUGGCCGACUAUGACAAUCGAUGGGUCAGCAUCUUCUCCUCUGAUGGCAAAUUUAAGAACAAAAUUGGUGCAGGCCGUCUCAUGGGUCCCAAGGGUGUGGCUGUCGAUAAAAAUGGCCACAUCAUCACAGUGGACAACAAAGCCUGCUGUGUCUUCAUCUUUCAGUCCAAUGGGAAGCUUGUGACUAAGUUUGGAGGCAGGGGGACAUCUGAUAGACAAUUUGCAGAAAAACUUGGCCCAAACUUAAAUAAAUCUGGCUCAGUUUUCAGUCCACACUUUGUUGCAGUUAACAACAAGAAUGAAAUUAUUGUGACAGACUUUCACAAUCACUCUGUGAAGGUAUACAGUGCUGACGGGGAGUUCUUGUUCAAAUUUGGGUCUCACGGGGAAGGCAACGGCCAGUUCAACGCCCCCACCGGUGUAGCUGUGGAUGCCAAUGGAAACAUCAUUGUUGCUGACUGGGGUAACAGCAGAAUACAGGUGUUUGACAGCACAGGGUCCUUCUUGUCCUACAUUAACACCUCGGCAGAUCCGCUGUACGGUCCUCAGGGCCUCGCCCUCACCUCAGAUGGACACGUGGCCGUUGCAGACUCCGGCAAUCAUUGCUUUAAAGUUUACAGAUACUUGCAGUAG
Menidia menidia (Atlantic silverside) is the source of this 2301-nucleotide messenger RNA. The record is from the annotation of a GenBank genome assembly. Lineage: Eukaryota; Metazoa; Chordata; Actinopteri; Atheriniformes; Atherinopsidae.